AUGGGACCCGGCGUGGGGGCUAGAGUGGUCCUGAUCUCCCUGGAGGGAAACAGGCUCUACUAUGCAAUCUGCCUCCACUUCAAGGCCUCAAAAAACAUCGCAGAAUAUGAAACCCUCAUCAACGGGCUACGUAUCGCCAUUGAGCUCGGCGCGACACGGCUCUACGUUCGCGGAGACUUAGAAUUAGUGGUCGACCAAGUCAUGAAGGAGUCGUCCUACAAAAGUCCAUUCAUGGUAGUGUACUUCCAAGAGGUGCGCAACCUCGAGGAGAAGGUGGUCCGUAGGUGCAAGGGGUGUGAGUUCUACGCCCGACAGACUCACUUGUCAGCGUUGGAACUCCAGGCCAUCCCCAUCACCUGGCCAUUCGCGGUCUGGGGCCUCUACAUGGUCAAACCCCACAAAAAGGCCUCAAGAGGUCACACCCACCUGCUCAUUGUGGUGGAUAAGUUCACCAAGUGGAUUGAGGCAAAGCCCAUCACCAACAUCCGCUCACAAGAAGCGGUCGAGUUCUUCCUCGACAUCAUCUACCGGUUCAGCGUCCCUAACUACAUCAUCACAAACAACGGAACAUACUUCACCGGCAAGAAGUUCCUAGAUUUUUGUGACAGUUACGGCAUCAGGGUCGACUAG
Messenger RNA from Setaria italica (foxtail millet), 630 nucleotides. RefSeq lists its product as uncharacterized. Gene Ontology annotation, molecular function: RNA-DNA hybrid ribonuclease activity; nucleic acid binding. The coding region runs from base 1 to 630 and encodes 209 amino acids. Gene Ontology annotation, biological process: DNA integration. NCBI's taxonomy places the organism in Eukaryota, Viridiplantae, Streptophyta, Magnoliopsida, Poales, Poaceae. The record is from RefSeq and is a predicted model, not a curated record. The transcript is spliced from 2 exons.